AUGGCGCACAUGUGCAGGCAGAUCACCGGCAGCGUGGCGAGCUGUGCCGGCUGGGUCGGGGUCAUUAUCGCCACGGCCACUAACGACUGGGUCCGGACCUGCGACUACACCGUGGCGACCUGCGUCCGGAUGGACGAGCUGGGCUCCCGGGGCCUCUGGGCCGAGUGCGUCAUCUCCCCGGCGCUGUAUCACUGCGUGGCGCUCAACCAGAUCCUCACCCUGCCCGCCUACGUGCAGACGUCCCGGGCCCUGAUGAUCUGCGCCUGCCUGCUCGGCCUGCCCGCCAUGCUGCUGGUGCUGAUGUCGAUGCCCUGCGUCCGGCUGCACAAUGACACUGCGGCCAGCAAGCAUCGCCGCGCCUUGGUGGGCGGCAUCCUCAUCCUCAUCAUGGCUGUGUGUGGCAUCGUGUCGACAGUCUGGUUCCCCGUUGGCGCCCACCAGGACGACGGUCUGAUGUCCUUUGGCUUCUCGCUGUACUCCGGCUGGGUCGGCUCCGCCCUCUGCCUCCUGGGCGGCUCUGUCAUUCUCUGUUGCCACGGCAGCGACCCCGCGACCCCGAGGAGGGAGAACAGCUUCUACUACUCCAGGCAGGGGGGCACGGCCACGCCCCUGGACCCCCCCGCCAACCACGCCAAGAGCGCGCACGUGUGA
Molecule: messenger RNA, 651 nt
Organism: Myripristis murdjan (pinecone soldierfish)
Lineage: Eukaryota; Metazoa; Chordata; Actinopteri; Holocentriformes; Holocentridae
Gene: cldn11b
Product: claudin 11b
Exons: 3
Coding region: 1-651 (216 amino acids)
Cellular component (GO): membrane; bicellular tight junction
Molecular function (GO): structural molecule activity
Source: RefSeq, a predicted model, not a curated record